Messenger RNA from Ambispora leptoticha, 1452 nucleotides. Lineage: Eukaryota; Fungi; Glomeromycota; Glomeromycetes; Archaeosporales; Ambisporaceae. The record is from the annotation of a GenBank genome assembly.
AUGGCAACCUUACAAACUCUCAACGGUGUCCUCCUCAUAACAAACACUGCUAACGCUUCAGGCACAUCGGAUCUUGCAAACAAGUUCGCUCGACUUGCCACGUACUUGCCACUCGGGUCAUACGUAAUCUACACGGCAUUGGAAACAUAUGCAUACUCACUUGGUCCAGACACAACUGGCAUGAACACUUUUUAUAACACCACCGUAAUCACGCCACAAGACAAUUACACUUGUCUAAUUAGCGCACCAAUUAGCUUGGGUUUGACAUGUAAUGACGACCAAAAAUCCGCAUUGAUUGUUGCAUUAUGUAUUGGAUUCUUUCUAUCGUUAUUUUUGUCGUUUGUUAAACGAAUUCCUGCUGGUGGCACCCCACCUCUUUCGGAACGAAAGCUUAUUGUUAAUGGUACCGAAAGGAAACGAUUACGAUCGGGUGUUUUAUAUGCCGAUGGUGCUGAUUAUUAUAUGGAUAUCGGAAAUUUCUUAGUAUGGGGUCAUGCGAUGCUUUCCGUGGUUGCAUUCGCCACAUUAACACUUUUUUCAAGUAGCGUCAGUCAAUGCCUUUUCCCCAAUGUCAAAAGUUGGAUAUUCGUGCUAACACAAAUGUUGGGUCUCAUCCUUUGCUCAUUGAUCGGGAUGUUUUGGAUACGCGAUGAAAGUCUGGGAAUUGAAUCUACAGUCUAUAAGACAAUCGUCACGCCUGCCCCAUCCACUGCACCCGCAACCCAACAAUCAUUAUCUGUUCCCAUUGCUUCGACGACCGUUGCUCAUCUAGAGAUAGUUGAAGAUUCGACAAAAUCUAACAAUACCCAAACUGACACUGAAACCAUCUAUACCAAAGUGACAUCAGGAAUACUAGCAAGAUUCGGUAAAGAAUUUGAUUGGGCGCUUAAAGCUCAGAUAAUGGGGCGUCGCGAUCGUGAUGCCGCUGAGAUAGUGGUUCGAGAAACUGGUAUCGAUCUUUCUGUAGAUGAUUAUUUAAGAGAAAGAGAUGUAGAACAAGCUAGAUUGUUCCCGCAUUGUAAAGUAUUACCUGGUGUAAUGAGACUCGUGAAACAUCUCAAAUCUCAUAACAUACCGAUAGUGGUAGCAACUAGCUCUCGCCGUGUAAACUUCAAUCAAAAAACCAUAAACCACCAAGAAUUAUUUAACUUUUUUAUAGGCGUAGUAUGUGGUAACGACCCAGGCAUUAAAAAUGGGAAACCGGCGCCUGAUCUAUUUCUUGCGGCACAUAAGCUUCUCGGAAAUCCACCAAGAGAACAGUGUCUGGUUUUUGAAGAUGCAGCCACUGGUGUCGAAGCAGCAAAGAAUGCCGGCAUGCAUGUUGUUUGGGUACCCCAUCCUCGUGUUUUGGAAGCACAUCCAGAAGAUAUUGGUGCUACUCAGAUUCUGACCUCCUUAGAGCAAUUUGACCCAAUAAAAUUUGGAUUACCACCAUUUGAUGAUGAACUGUGA